Metarhizium robertsii ARSEF 23 is the source of this 2955-nucleotide messenger RNA. Its product is annotated as non-ribosomal peptide synthetase. The record is from RefSeq and is a predicted model, not a curated record. Bases 1 to 2955 code for a protein of 984 amino acids. NCBI's taxonomy places the organism in Eukaryota, Fungi, Ascomycota, Sordariomycetes, Hypocreales, Clavicipitaceae. The transcript has a single exon.
AUGGCCAGAGCAUUAGCCAUGCAGUUAAUUCAGCGUGGAUUAGGCCAUGAAGAACCCAUCGGCAUAUUGGCUACCCACGGAUCACACCAGGUUAUUGCACAACUAGCCAUCAUCUACAUGGGCGGCACUUGCGUUCCGCUAGACCCGGACCGACCUCAGUCGGACACGCAGACACAGUUACAAGUGGCCGGUGUUAAGAACAUGGUCGUUGAUGAUGCGUUUCAACAUCGGCAUCUACCCGUAACAAAGAUCCCGCUGUUACAAAGCCCCGAUGGGGGGCACACGGCAGGCAAUGCAGCAGCUCUCCCACUUGAAACCAAGGCCGAUUUCCGUUCGCACAUUCUCUUCACCUCGGGCACCACUGGUACCCCAAAGGCUGUUGAAAUCCUAGCCCGUGGUAUCGUGAGGCUUGCACGCGACCCUGUCUACGGCCCGCGGUCCUCGGACAUAGUUGGCCAUCUUAGCAACCCUUGUUUUGACCUCUCGCUCAUGGACAUAUGGGCGUCACUACUCAAUGGCUCAACAAUUGCGGCGUUGGAUAGGCGUGAGGCUUUGCUUCCGAAAAGUCUAGACCGUAUGCUCAAGGAGAAUCACGUCACGUAUCUGCUUAUGCCGACUGCUGUUUUCCACAUUGCUGCUCCCGUAUGCCCGACUGCGUUUUCAGAAUGCCACACGGUUGUGAUUGGGGGAGAAUCUCCAGAUCUCAAGGCCUGUGAGAUGGUUCUAAAUAGUGAUGGUCCCCCAACUCGCCUCAUCAAUGGCUACGGCCCAACCGAGUGUUCCGUUCUGGCACUCGUACACGUCAUUACGUCCAAGGACACAGCAAGAGGUUAUCUUCCGAUUGGAAAACCCUUAAAUGAGACGUGUGCUCUGGUGCUGAAUGAGUCGUACGACCCCGUGACUGGACAAGAAAAAGGCGAGCUCUUUCUCGGUGGCCAGGGACUUGCCCGUGGCUACCUCAACGACCCGGAUGCAACAGCCAAGGCCUUUCUCCAUGUUGGACAGCCCGAGUCGAAUGGCAAGACUGUCCGGAUGUUCCGUACUCGGGACUCGGUAUAUUCAGAUGCCACCGGUAAUAUAGUCUGGCUAGGCCGAAAUGACCGCGUUGUCAAGGUCAAGGGCGGAUACCGGGUUAACCUGGACGCCAUUGAAACCGAGCUUCUAUCCACAGACUUGGUUCAUGCGGCUGUGGCCAUGAAGAUAAUCCCCCCGGGCGCGAAAUCAAGCAUUCUAGUGGCAUGUGUUGCCUUGACAUCGUCUCAUUCGGAUAGUUCAUCGCUUCUUGCCCUGAUCCGAUCUCGUCUCCCAAGCUACAUGGUUCCGCAGAUUGUUUCGUUCGACACCCUGCCAUUAACACCAAAUGGAAAGGUGGAUAAACGUGCGGCGACGAGGCUUCUCAUGGACAUGCUUCAAGAGGCCACCCAUAUCGACAACGAGCCGGACCCCGACAUGUACACGCAAACAGAGAGAGCCUUAAAAAAGCUCUGGCUACAAAGCCUGCAUGUUGUCCCCCGAGCAAGCAUUCACCCCGGUGCCGACUUUUUCACAUUGGGGGCCACGUCUCUAGAGGUCGCGGUCCUGAUAUCGGGCAUACACCAAGUAUUUCGGGUGAUGCUGUCGGCGCACACUAUAUACAAGGUGCCCAGACUUGGUGACUUGGCAACAUGUAUCGACGGCAUGGUGGCUGCCGGAUCGACGCGCGACAACGAAGCAACUACACAGGCACUGCUUGCUGAUGCUAGUCAAUGGAGGCAGGUUUCCAUUCCCACUACCCCCCCGGUUAACUGGCUCGACAAGGAUGAAGGAAACGUGUUUCUUACGGGUGCUACGGGCUUCGUUGGCGCGCAUUUACUCGUCGAUUUGCUACGAUGCCCUCAGGUAAGGUCGGUAUGUUGUCUCGUCCGUUCCGACUCGCAGGCAUCAGCCCGCAAAAAGAUGGGCAGAAAUCUCGAAAAAUACCACCUGGAACAUCUUGCUACUGAAUUCGAGUCAAAAAUCAAGAUUCUCCUGGGAGAUUUUUCCAAGCCACGGCUUGGAUUGAGUGAGCCCGCCUUCUUGGCUCUUGCGGAAAGCACAAGUGUUGUAUUUCAUCUCGGUGCCCAGAUUAACUACAACGAGCCGUACCUGGCCAACCGCGCUGCGAAUAUGACGGGGGUCUUGAACAUGAUCCGGUUGGCCGUCGCGUCGCGGCCAAAGGCACUACACUACGCGUCGAGCAUGGCUGCCUUUGGACCAACUGGCCUGUUGGCGGACAAAGUAGAGGAACUCACGGAAGAUGCGCCUUUGCAACCGUAUCUCGAUACAACGGUUGCAUACGAGACGGGCUACGGCCAGAGUCAAUGGGUCUCGGACGAGAUGCUUUGCCAGUUGAUGAAGCGAGGUUUUCCGGCCGCCGUGUAUCGCAUGGGUGCUGUCGUGUGCAAUAGCAGGGACGGCGUAGGUAACCCGGAUGAUUUUCUGAGCCGGCUUACAGCAGAUUGCUUCCGUUUAGGGAUAUAUCCUCAUCUUCCGGACCAGCGUAAGGAAAUGAUACCGGUCGACUAUGUCGCUCCAGCAAUGAGAAUGAUGGCCAUGUCCAAUAAGAAUCUUGGCAAGGUAUAUCACCUUACCCCUGGUGUUCGAGAAAAUAUAUCCGUCAACGAGUACUUUCGAAUCGCACAGCAGCACACCGGCAUCGCCCUGUCUGCCUUGGCAUAUGGAGAUUGGGUACACGCUCUCCUACAGGCGGACAAGUCGGGUGUAGAGCUUGGGUUGAAGCCGCUGUUUCCGAUGCUAAUGGAAAAGGUCAAGAACGGUAGGACGCGGUGGGAAUUAUAUGAGGGAAUGGCCAUGUUCAACAAUGACAAGACGGUGGCUGCACUAAAAACCUCGGAGCACUUCCAGUCACUCCGGCCAGCGCCGAUCAACCCCAAAGACUUGCAUGCUUACUUUGAUAACAUUCUUUCUCGAGGUUAA